Messenger RNA from Silurus meridionalis, 4764 nucleotides. RefSeq names its product TBK1 binding protein 1 (gene tbkbp1). Gene Ontology annotation, cellular component: cytoplasm. The record is from RefSeq and is a predicted model, not a curated record. The coding region runs from base 401 to 2308 and encodes 635 amino acids. The transcript is spliced from 10 exons. Gene Ontology annotation, biological process: canonical NF-kappaB signal transduction. Lineage: Eukaryota; Metazoa; Chordata; Actinopteri; Siluriformes; Siluridae.
ACCACACACACACAAAUACACACUCUUCAUAUGUGUAACUCAUCAGACACGACCUAUGCGCUAAAACACACACAAAGUCGAAAAUGAGCCUUUGGGUUUUAAUUCACUCGUUUCUUCGGUUCAAACCGGAGAAAUGUGUGUGUUCAGUGUAUUCUCAGAAACAGUGACGCGGAUUUCCACGCAGGACUCUCUCAUCUCCCCUCCUUUGGACAGCGCAGUGAAAGAAAAAGCUGCACUAAACACAGCAGCAGCAGCAACAGCAACAGCAGCAUCAGCAGCAUCAGCACCACCAUAAUCUUCAUCAGCAGCAGCUGCAAGAGUGGGCAUCAAACCCAGCGCUUGCCUGGCAUGGCGUCUGAAGUCCGAUCGAUGACAGACCGCUGAGGAAGAGGAGUGAGUGAUGGAGUCUCUGUUCAGAGGGGAACUGGGAUUGCUGGGAGGAAGUGAGGGAAUGAAGGAGGAUGGCUGCUGGGCGGGCUCACCCUUACCUGAGGAUAUGUACUCUGCCUCCCACUUUGCACUUAUCAGCGCUUACCAGGACAUCAAGACCCGACUGGCCGGCCUGGAGAGGGAGAACACUGACAUCAAAAGGAAGCUGAAGCUUUAUGAGAUAAAGUUUCCUAUGAUCAAUGACUUUGGCGAGGACAGGAACUCCUACUGCUCGUUUGAGCCCAACGAUACGGCCCUGCUCCAGUCUGAGAAUGGCAAUCUGCAACAGAGAAUCAACAUUCUUACCCAUGAGCUUCAAAAGAGUAAAGAGCGGGAGGAGCAGCUGGAAGAUGUCAUUCAGGCCUAUGAGAAGAUCCAUAUGGAGAAGACUAAUCUCCAACGAGACCUGGACAAGAUGACAUCUCUGGUGGAGAAGCACAUGGAGCGCAUCCACAGUCUGGAGGCUGCACUGAGGCAGAGAGAUAGCUCUCUACAUAAAUUCAACACACAACUGCAUAGCAAAGACAUGCAGUACCUGCAGCUCCAUGCCAGUCCUGACACACACAGGCUAGACUGCCCAGCAUUAACCCUCCAGAGCUCCCGCAGUCUGGAUACUCUCUCCGACCUGAAGCUGCAGCGUCUGGAGGCUGAGCUAGAAGGGGCACGGCAUGAGGCCCAAGGAGCAUGUCAGAGGGAAGAGGAGCUAAAGUCUGAAUGCGAGAGACUUCAAGAAGAGCUAAGGGAACUUCAGAACAGCCAGAGACAACAGGAUGUGAACUCCACUUGUGCCCAGUGUGACAUGGAAUGGAUUAAGAAGGUGGGAGAUGAACAAGUGAAUCUGGCUCUGGCCUACACUGAGCUGACAGAGGAGCUUAGCAAACUGCAGGCACUGAGCAGCAAACAGACAGAGAUCCUGAGGAAAGCCUCACAGGAAGACACUAGCCCAGUUCAACGCUAUUCUCCUAUACCUCACCAGAGGCACUCGCCUGUUCCACAACGACACUCCCCCAUCCAGCAACGCCAUUCCCCUAUUCAACAGCGUCAUUCCCCUAUUCCACAGCACCAUUCUCCUAUUCAGCAGCGUCGCUCUCCAGUGUUGCAGCGCCUCUCGCCGGAUAUGCACCGCCGCUCCCCUCUAGCUGAACUUAAUGAUGGCCCAGCUUCAUACACCUGCAGACCACCUACUCAGCACCUAAGAGCCAGUUUCCAGGGCCGCCGCAGUUAUUCAGAGGUUGCAGACCCUUCGGCCUAUCAGCGUCCACCAAGAUUCACCCUCGACCCUGUCUCAACUUUACCGAAGCCCCGUCCUUACAUUGAGAGCUACCACAAACAGCAGCAGCAACAACAGCAGCAACAGCAUGGCCAUAUCCUUGCCCAAAGGCGAGGUUCCCAGCCUGGGAUUCAGACCAUAGCAGGGGAUGGAAGUAUGGCUGAGUCACCGAGACACACCAGAGAUCUCUCUUUCCAGCAUGUAGAAUUGUCACAUCUGCAUUAUGAGCCUCAGCCUUCUCCAAAAACAAUACAUACCUCUCCUCAGCCACCACACUCUUCAGAGGAUGAGGAAGAGUGGACCUGCCCUCAUCCUAUCAGUCCCCCGCGGACACUGGGGACUACUGGCCCUGCUUCCAGCAUGAGAGGCCCUGCUUCCUGUUCAGCCUUCCCCAUCCCAGCUCGGCCCAACACCUUAAGCUGCCACUCACCUGGAUUCCUGCAUGCAGAACAUGCCCAGUCCUGGCCUUCCAUUAAUCUAUGGAUAGAGACAGAAGAGGAGAGUGAUGUGAGGAGCUGCCCUCUGUGUCAACUCAUCUUUCCUGUUGGUUACCCUGAUGAUGCUCUGAUCAAGCACAUUGACUCACAUCUGGAAAACAGCAAGAUCUGACACCACAAAUACCACACAGUUAACUCCACUUUAAUACUUGUCAUCUGUUCUAGCAGCUUAGGUGGAUGAAUUAAAGGGAGAGUGGGUGAGCUAAGACGAGAUCCUCAUAACGGAGGAUUAGCAGAGAUUUAUAGUAUGUAGUGUUUAAGGUUUUCAUUAGAAAUGGCACUAAGAGAUAAAGGUUUUACACCUUCCUAACAUAAUAUUUGCUUAAUUAAAUUAUUUUAACUAUUGUCUUUUUUUUAUAUCAAACUAAAUCCUGUUACAGGCUGACUCUCCAGACAAUAAAACAGUCAUAUACUCAUAAUCCGCAUUAACUAGAGUGUUUGGCUCCAGGCGGAAAAUACACGAGGCAUUAUUUCAAUACUGGAGAUUUUUGUUGUGCAGGCUCAAUUCUGUUAUUUGAAAAACAGUAUAACUUACAUAACUGUUCAUUGCUUAUUUCAGGCCUGCCCACAGUGGCACAUCCAAAAGUCACAUAGUUAUUUAAACUUUAUAAUGAAUGAUUAAAGACUGUGAAAUAAGAGAAGAUGGUGUCCUGCAGGGCAGGACAUCAUGGCCAUUCCAGAAGCAUUAAUAUAGUGUGCUGGUCCAUGACUUCAUUUGUAAGUGAAUCUAAAGUUUAGCACUUUAUACAAAACCGUUAAUAUGUAAUUUAUCUUUACAAAUAUUACUAACACUAAGGCAAAAACAUACACUGUAGAUUUUGUUUAUUUUUAAUAUUAACAAAUGUCUCUCUUAAUUAUAUUAUCUUAGAUUGUUAGAAUGUCCCUUUAACAAAACUAUACAUAUAGAUGUAUGUAAUUCAUAAUGUAAUACACAUAAAUACACCAACUUUAGAACUGCAUCUAUUGCGUGUCUUCCUGUAUACAAAGUUCUUGUAUGAAGAAAACUAAAGAACAUUACCAGGACAUUAAUUCCAUGAUUCUAACAACUCCAAGCCAACUACAACACUAGAUGCUGAUUCCCACUUAAUGACCAAUGAAUAGCACUCAUACUGGAUCAUAUGAAUUAUACUUGUAAGAAAGAAUGGCCUGAGGGUUUUCGGUUUCUAGACAAAACUAAAUAAGAUGAUGUUGCAUUUUUUUUUCCAGUGAAAUAAGCAGACGAUUGUAUGAAUGCAUAAAAAAAAAAAAAAAAGAUUCUUUUUAUGACCAAAUUGCAAAGCUGUUGUAUCGAAAUGCUUUAUGUACUAUAAAUGUACUUGAUCUGUAUUUAAAACUAUUUAAGUGUAUGAAAUUGUAAAAUCUCUUAUGUAUAUAGAUAGGCAUUUUUUUCAAGUUGGGAGGAGAGAAAUUAGUUUGCUGAAGAGUAAAAGUAAAGUUUGCUAACUAAGAAUUACAUGCCUUGAAUAAAUUCUUCUCUGGAGGCAAAGGCACAAGUACAGUAAGCUAUGUUAAUGAGCUACAUUUCUGGCUACUGUCUCUAGAGUGUGUCCUGUAUUGUGAACUCUUUCUGCAAUUUCUAUUACCGUUGUGAAUAGCCAGGACACUUAAUAUCCCAGUGACCCAAUUAUUGAGAUACUAAAGAGAGAAAGUAGAACAGCAUGAUUGCACCAGUAAAGCCUAAAUUACAUACCCAAAUAUAGCUAUGAGCAGACACUGCCUGUCAUAUAGCAAGAGAAGACAACCCAGUCUAAAUACACUGGAAAUAUUAUAAAUAAGAAAUGACCAAGGGCAGUUUACUAAUCUGACGGCUGGAAAAAUAUAUUAAGAGAGGACCAUUUAUUGUGGUCAUUUGAGUGACCAAGAAAUAAAAGUACACUUUAAUCUUCACAGAGGCAGUUUGCAUAUCAUCUUCAUAUUGGUUAAAGUGCAAAGCCUAAUGUUUUUAUCUUGUGGCUAGGAUGUGCAGACCGGUGCAUGCGCAAGUGUCUGCUACAAAAUCAUACAACAGCACAUACAACUCUCACACAUUUAUCAGCCAGACUAGCACCUUUAUUCAGAGUCCUCAAGUGUAGAAACAAAGCAAAAGUUAAGCCAUUAUUCACAAGAGUUCACUCAGGAGUUAUUUAAAGAGCUACUGCUGAUGUUUCUCAUCAUUAGAUCUGACUUCUUAAAAAAAAAAAAAAAUGCAAGCCCUCUCUGGAUCUUCUUCUCUUCUAGCCCUGUUGUUUGGUGUGUGUGUGUGUGUGUGUGUGUGUGUGUGUGUGUGUGUGUGUGUGUGUGUGUGACUACUUUGUGAUAUUCUUAAAUAACUCAGGGGAUAAGACUUUGUGAAUAUGGCUCCUAUAACCGUGCACUCCAAAAUAUCUUUCACAGGAACAAAGCGAUCACUCGCCAAAUCUGUGAGCGUAGAGAGAGCACUGAAGAGUUAAGUUAUCAUAGACAUAUUUUUGUGAUAUCAAAGAGUGACCUCAAAAAUUCUAUAAAAAGAAAUACUCAAAAUAAUGCAUAAUGUGUCAUAUUUUAUUGUUUCUGUAAAUAAAAUGGUAAAUAAAAUGGAACUUGCACUCA